CACUGACACAAGUACACAAGUGGGUAUAUAUUUGUGAAUUUAUUUACUGGUAUAUAUAUGCGUACACGUCCAUAUUCUCAAUAUUCUGUUUCACUACGCAGCUAGAUUUUUUAUCUUAAAAAUUUAUGGUUACAGCUGAUUGUAAUAACAAGAGAUUGAAUCCUGGGUAAUUUAGUGAUUGGAGCAAGUGAUUAUUAAAAUGGCUCAUUCUGUACCAAGUGGUAUUGUUACUCAUGCUAGGAAGGUAUGCAGUCUUUACAAACGCCUUCUUCGGAAUUAUGAAUCCUGGUUUCCUGAUUUUCUUGAUUUUAGGUAUGAAGCAGUACUCACUCGCGAGAUCUUUGACAAAAACAAAGACAUAAAAGAUCUGCGAGUAGCAAAAAAAUUGUUACUAGAAGGAGAACAAAAGUUAGAAAACAUAAUGCACCCGCAACCAUUGUUCUUCCCAGAAUCUCCAGGUGGUUGUGCUCACGAACGUGAAGUGUUACCUCCAGACUGGGUUCUCGAUUACUGGCAUCCAACUGAGAAAGCUAUGUAUCCAAAAUACUUUGCUCUAAGAGAGAAACGUAAGCUUGAAUACAUGAAACUUUACGAUAAACAAUUCCCUGAUGCCCCGAAGGAAUUCAAAGAUGUUCAUUAAAACAUACUCUUUGUAUACAAUAGAAUAUUAAAUUAUCUUUUACUGUAAGAUUUAUCAUUAAUGUAGCUCGACUUAACAGAUAAUAUAAAAUACAUUAAAAAUUA
Cotesia glomerata is the source of this 744-nucleotide messenger RNA. It is a transcript of the gene ND-B22, whose product is annotated as NADH dehydrogenase [ubiquinone] 1 beta subcomplex subunit 9. The transcript has 3 exons. Gene Ontology annotation, biological process: mitochondrial electron transport, NADH to ubiquinone. Lineage: Eukaryota; Metazoa; Arthropoda; Insecta; Hymenoptera; Braconidae. The record is from RefSeq and is a predicted model, not a curated record. The coding region runs from base 200 to 640 and encodes 146 amino acids.